Molecule: messenger RNA, 3282 nt
Organism: Dendroctonus ponderosae (mountain pine beetle)
Lineage: Eukaryota; Metazoa; Arthropoda; Insecta; Coleoptera; Curculionidae
Product: tubulin monoglutamylase TTLL4
Exons: 15
Coding region: 242-3130 (962 amino acids)
Biological process (GO): microtubule cytoskeleton organization; protein polyglutamylation
Cellular component (GO): cilium
Molecular function (GO): tubulin-glutamic acid ligase activity; tubulin binding
Source: RefSeq, a predicted model, not a curated record
CUACCCCCCCCUGUUAUCAAUGGCCUGCCUGACAUGAAAUGUGACCAAUCAAGAAAUAUAAAGAUGGUUGGAAGUUCACAAUUUGCUUUCUUCACUUUUAAAUAGCCAAAUAGUUUUACUGAAGCGAUGUAGGGCUUGUGAUCGUUGAAUUGGGAUAACCAAGUAGCUGGCGAGAAAGUAUGGUAUAUAGAUAGCAAAGGUUUGUUACAAAUCAGAUAGGCGAUAUAAUACUGUUCCUAACAUGGGAGACUGCAACAUUAGCCUUCCGUACCACACAAGUCCAGAAGCGAGAGAAAAGUACUGCAAGUUCUCAUAUACCUCCUGGUGUUCAACAUGUGAAAAAAAUUCACCGAGAAGGCGAACAAAAAGCGAGAGUUUGGAUUGUUGCAAGAAGAAAUGCAAAGACAUGAAGACUCUCACACCUAAGAAGUACAAUAAAUGCCAUGAGUACGAAAAUAUGGAAUUAGAUUAUGAUUCGAAGAAUUGGCAUGAUGCUAAAUAUGACUGUUGUAGAAUAAGAUCAAACUUAGUAGAGCUUCCAACCUCAUAUAUCACCAACAAUUGUCAAAUGCCAUCAAGUAUGACAGUAUCAACCAAAAAUGAUGUAGACUGUUUAAAGUCCUUCAAGCCAUAUGAUUACUGUUCUGCAUCAGAUUCUUUUCAAUCGAAACAACCCGCUGAAAGUUUAUUUACAAUGGAAUCGCGAAAUAAACUCCUAGAACCUAGUAAAAAUGUAGCAAAGGCUCGGUCCCAUAAGCAGGAGUUUUCUUCUGGUUCCUAUUUAAAAUCAAAUGGCUUCCAUGCACCAAAACUGCGAUUAGGUAGCGACAAUCAAGAUCUAGAGAACGCAAACAACUGUGUCGCUUCCCGAUUAAAUACUUCCAAUUGCAGAGAAUAUUGUCAGCUAGUAGAUCUCAAAGGGCACGAUAUAAAUGGCCAUAAACCAUUGUGUUAUGACACCGAUACUUAUUUUAAUCGAGCAAUAGAUAAAGAGCGAUACUCCAAAGAGGUUGAGCUUUUGAGGGAAAAGCUGAAAAUUCUACAAAACUCUUCAUAUACAAAUCAUCAGCGCCAAGCUCUAAAUAUAAUCAAUUUAGAUGCUGCCAAAGGGGAUAGUUUAUCAACCACUACCAUCGAAAUUAAACCAAAAGUAGGAAAGAAGUCGUCACCUGUUCAGAUAGUGAGGAAUACGAAAUCAAAAGUUUCCCUAAAAACUAGGAAAUCUGCGCCUUUGCGACUUAAGAAAGCCAAAAGUAAAAGUGGGAACCCUUUGAGUGAGAACCAUUUAAGUAGUGGGUCGGAAAGUGAUGCCGUUGAAGAUGAUACUCUGGAUGAAGAUGCUGAGAGUGUAUCAAGUAGUGAUCCUGUGUCUUCGACUGAUGAAAGUUCUAAAUACUCAGGAGGAAUUUCGUCGACUGGAGGUGCACAAUCAGGUUCUGAAGGUGCAACUUGGCCAGUUCGUUCCAGUUUAUUUCCAUACGUGCCACCUUACGUGAAGUUUCGACCACAUGAUUUGGAGACUGCGUACAAAUUGCCGUGCGGGAGAAAAUUUUUCAAGUGGAAACUUAGCACCAUCACUCCAAUUAUCGUUCGAAAGACUUUGUCGAAUUCUGGAUUUGCCUUGGUUAGAAGUGAGUUCAGUAGAGAAUCAAAUCAAUGGCUGGGCACUUGGGGGAAACACAUGAAGUCUCCAAUGUUUAAAACAUUGAAAGAGACUCAAAAAUUGAAUCAUUUUCCCGGCACAUUCCAGUUAGGAAGAAAGGAUAGGUUAUGGCGAAAUUUUCAAAAAAUGAUUUCAAAAUAUAGUCUUAAAGAAUUCGGGUUUCUACCUCAUACCUACGUACUACCUCAAGAGCUGAAGCUUUUAAAACAGAAUUGGGACUUUUCUGGGCCGAAUGGGGGAAAGGACAUGUGGAUUAUUAAACCUCCUGCAUCAGCACGAGGUGUGGGCAUUAAGGUGAUCAACAAAUGGUGCCACUUACCUAAGAAAACGUCCCUAGUAUGUCAAAAAUAUAUAAAUAAUCCCUACCUCAUCAAUGGGAGCAAGUUUGACUUACGACUGUAUGUAUUAGUUACCAGUUUCCAUCCUCUGAGAAUCUAUUUGUACCCUGAUGGAUUAGCAAGAUUUGCAAGUUCCAAAUACAGUGAUGAUGUGAAAGACUUAAAGGAUAGGUACAUGCACCUUACGAAUUAUAGUAUUAAUAAACUUUCCAGUCAGUACACCGCUAAUGAGGAUGCGAAUGCGUGCCAGGGUCACAAAUGGACUCUUACAAAACUUCUGGAAUAUAUGCAUGAUGAAGGCGUGGACACCAAAACUCUCUGGAAGCAUCUUCAACAAUUGGUAAUCAAGACAAUAAUCUCAUCUGAAGCCUUAAUCACUCCUCUAUGUGAAGAAAAUAUGAAUAGUUACUAUAAUUGUUACGAGUUGUUUGGUAUUGAUGUUUUAUUAGAUGAGCAUCUGAAGCCAUGGCUGCUAGAGGUAAAUAUUUCACCCAGUUUGCAUAGCGCAUCACCUCUGGACGCCCACGUGAAGGGUCCGUUAGUACAAACUCUAUUCGAUAUAGCGCAAUUUCAUUUUCCCUCCCGAUUAUCACAAAACGUGAAGAACGCCCCCGAGUGUUUUGAUAAUCGGAUAUACACGAGGACGCUUACUAAGAAGGAGCGAAUCAAACACGCUAAUUUUGUACAGUUUGAAGACAGAAAUGAUUACGUGUAUGAUAUUUUAAAGGAUCUAACAGGUGAUGACAUCCGGCAUUUACUGAGAGCGGAAGAUGAGUACGUAGUAAAAGGGAAAUUUGAAAGAAUAUUUCCCACCGCUCAUACUCAUAAAUAUUUAGAUUUUAUGGAGCCUAGAUACUACAAUCGACUGUUUGAUGCUUGGGAAUCCAAAUACGCGUCUAGAAGAGAGGAUGGAAUAGCCUUACUUCAAACGCAUUGCGCACAAAAAGUCCACUUGAAAGUUGGGCAAUUAAAUUCUCUAAAUAAGAGUUGUCAGAGUAUGAACCUUGGCCAGAUCCCCACGAGUAUGCAGCCAUCAAUCAACGGACAGACUCGUCCUUUAGAAGAAAUUAUGCAAGACACGUCAAUAUCUAGUAAAAUGUCAGUUAUUUGCGAAGAAAUCAACGUUUAAAAUCAAGAGCGUUUUAGAAACACAUCCGGUUUCAACAACCUUGACUGCCACAGAGUCCAAUCUUCAUUAAAUCAUCAGUGGAUAAAUUUGUUUCCUCAAAAUCAAUCGCAUUUAAUUGUGUAUGAAAAUAUGAUCCUUUGUUUUAAAUAUAA